CCGUCAUGGCGGACCCAGAGGUGUGCAGCUUCAUCGUCAAGGUCCUGUGCGCCCACGGGGGCCGCAUGACUCUGGACGCGCUCCUGGAGGAGAUCGCGCUCUCCCAGGGCCAGCUCCGCCAGGUGCUGGAGGACGCCGGGCCCGACCGCUUCGUGCUGCUCCAGACCCGCAGCAGCACCGGCAGCACCUGGUCAGUGGUGGCCAACACUCGAGCCCGCGUCUGCCGUCGCAAGUACUGCGAGCGAGGCUGCGACAACCUGCACCUCUGCAAGCUCAACCUGCUGGGCCGGUGCCACUACACGCAGGCGGAUCGGAAAUUAUGCAAAUAUUCUCACUAUGUUCUCUCGGAGGACAACUUUAUAGUCCUGAAAAAGUACGAGCUCUCUGGGCUUAACCAAGAGGAACUAGCCGUACUCCUGGUCCAGAGUGACCCCUUUUUUAUACCUGAGAUCUGCAAAGAGUACAAAGGAGAGGGACGCAAACCGACGUGCAGCGAGCAUGCAGCGUGUGAGAGGCUGCACAUCUGUGAGCACUUCACCCGCGGGAACUGCAAGUACCUCAACUGCAACAGGUCCCACAACCUGAUGGACAGAAAGGCGCUCGCCAUCAUGAGGGAGCACGGCCUGAGCCCAGAGGUGGUUCAGAACAUCCAGGACAUCUGCAACAACAAGCACGCUCGCAGGAACCCGCCCCGCUCCAGAGCUCCCUUGAAUCAUAGAGCCCCACCGGCAUCACGAGGUCGAAGCAAAAGUAGAGACCGAUUUUUUCAGUCCAGCCAAGAAUUCAUUUCAACUGCUUAUAAGCCCUGCACACCCAGCCUGGGUGCCAUGGGUUUUUCGCCUUCUCUCGAGGAUGGUAUUAAUAAUCUUGAGGAGGAGUUCAGCUGUCUGGGGCGUGAGGAUCUGGCUCAGUCUUCCUCAGCCUCAGCUAAGGUUGCCAGUCUAGGAGGAGCACCUCAAGCAGGAGGAAGCCAGAGAGCAUCAAAGGAUAACGGUCCCGACAGCUUCUUUUACAGGAAUCAUUCCGAUUCAACAUCCAGCCAGGCUGUUUCUAGCUCUCUCCUUGGUUUUACAAAAACACCUGAAGCCAUAACCUCCAACAAGAGCCUGGGGAAUGUUUCAUCAGAUCAUGUCAAAGGCAAGAGUGGAACUCAAGACAUCCAGCAAGUCCUUCUUAAAAAUAAGGCCAACGGAGUGGCUGCAGAUCUAACUUCUCUAAGAUCUGUCAGUUACAGAGCCGCUGCCAUCAAUGAUCAAAGAGAAGUAACCUUGUCUGGGAACCAUCUGAACAAUGGAAGUACUUUCUGGGAUCUCCAGACCACUGGCAAAAAGACUGGUGAUGAUAAUGACCCAGAAUUGACAUUUUUGAAUGGUUUGGGCUUAAAAACAGCAGUCACUGGAGAAAAAGAUGCAUUCUAUUUGAGAAGUAAGGGUCCACGAAGCCAGGUCCCAGCCACCCCUGGGGAAGCCACUGCUUCUGCAGGAGUCAGCAUGCUGCCCCAAUCACCUCCACCUUCCUCUGUCAGAAUUGGAGACUAUGGGGCCCAAGGCUCCGCCCACACUCCUAUGAACACCAAUGAGCUCUCAAGAAGGUCUACAGGUUCUGCCCAGAAUUCCAUGUCUAGGAUCUCAAGUAUCACAUCUACAAUGAAUAAUGCUGGCCCAAAGGAAAUUUGUCUAGACCAUCUGUAUAUGGGUUGUAAAGUGAAUGGCAACUGCAACAAAAUACACUUUCACCUGCCCUACCAGUGGCAGAUUCUGAUUUCCAACACCUGGAGGGACUUGCCGGCCAUGGAGCAGAUCGAGGAGGCCUACUGUGACCCUCAGAAGCACAAAAUUUCAGUAGGGAGCCGUGAAAUCGAUUUCAAGAAGAUGAUUUGUGAUUUUCAUCCCAUCCGACGCCUCUCCACCCCUUCCGCUGCCGUCCCAGAGCUGGCCAAUGCUGUCUUCACCACCAAAUGGCUUUGGUAUUGGAAGCACAAAUCUGGUAAAUGGAUUCAAUACGGAGCAGAGUAUGACAACCAACCCAGUUCAGACAUCGACUCUUCCUACCUGGAGUCCUUUUAUCUGUCCUGUCCCAGAGGAGUUGUGCCAUUUCAGGAGGGUUCGAGGAACUUCGAGCUGAGUUUCCAAGGGAUGAUUCAGACAAACAUUGCUUCCAAGACGCAGAAGGAUGUCAUCCGAAGGCCGGUGUUUGUUUCUUCGCGGGAUGUGGAGCAGAUCAAAGCAAGAGCAGUCCAUCAGCCUCUGGGGAGCAGGUCAGAAGCUUUAACUUCGGAAUUUCAUCUUCAGACAGUGGCUGACUCCCUCCCUGCCAGUACCUAUGAGUUGUUGGAGCUGAAUAGUUACUGUCAGGAAUAUGCAACAAUUAGUGAACAGUUUAAGACUUCUAUGAAAAAUUUCAAGAUUGAAAAGAUAAAGAAGAUCAACAAUCCAAAACUCUUGGAUACUUUUGAAAGUAAGAAAUGGACGAUGAAUAAGAGAGACGAGAAACUUCUCUUCUAUGCAACAAGCCGUGCCCAUGUAGAUUCCAUCUGUGCAAAUAAUUUCGACUACGUCUUACAUGGAGCUCAUGAAACCAAAUAUGGAAAAGGCAAUUACUUUACAAAAGAAGCCAUCUAUUCCCACAAAAGUUACGCAUGUGAUACCAAAAAUACCGUCAUGUUUGUAGCCCGAGUCCUGGCUGGAGAGUUCAUCGAAGGAAAUAUGGCGUACACGAGCCCCCCUUCCAUGUAUGACAGCUGUGUGGAUACACGGUUGAAUCCUUCUGUCUAUGUCAUCUUCCAGAAAAGUCAGAUUUACCCAGCAUACGUGAUUGAGUAUGUGGAAUCAGAUAAAGCCUGUGUGAUAAGUUAAGGAAUGGCAAAUAUUAAUGAUACCUACCCAUUUAAUUUUCUUACAGGACCAAAGUGCCCCAGAUAAAUAGGGUAGAUUUUGAUAUUUCCUUGCCAGGUGACCUAAUGCCUUAAAAUUAGUAGCUUCCAAGCUUUGCUGUACAAAAUUUCCAAUGCCUAUCUUGGACCACUCUCCCAAUUAAGUCAUUCCUUCUGAGGGUGAUCAUCAUGCAGAGCUAAGCUGUUUUGUUUUUUCUUGUUUGUUUGUUUUUGUCGGUCAUAGGGCUUGAACUCUG
This is a messenger RNA of Dipodomys ordii (Ord's kangaroo rat), 3129 nucleotides long. RefSeq names its product zinc finger CCCH-type, antiviral 1 (gene Zc3hav1). NCBI's taxonomy places the organism in Eukaryota, Metazoa, Chordata, Mammalia, Rodentia, Heteromyidae. The transcript has 14 exons. Bases 6 to 2855 code for a protein of 949 amino acids. Gene Ontology annotation, molecular function: NAD+ poly-ADP-ribosyltransferase activity; metal ion binding. The record is from RefSeq and is a predicted model, not a curated record.